UCAAUCAUUUUUACCCAUUCCACUCAUCAUGGACCUUGUCUUCCCGCCUCCAGAAGAGCCCUCCAUCCUCGCCUUGCCCCUUCCGCAUCCGGAAGCGUACGAGGGAGAACCCAGAGAGUAUGCGCUGGCGCUGAUGCAGCGUCGGGACGCCAUCCAGAAAGAGAUUGACGUACUAACCGAUGUUCUCACCUCUCACGGAACAACUCAGUCAACUUCUCUGGUGGACAAUGAGGGUUAUCCUCGAGGCGAUAUCGAUAUAUAUGCCAUCCGACACGCUCGCUCAUCUCUUGUGCGCCUACAAACCGAUCGGCAGACGGUCAACGAGUUGCUCGGUAAUGCUCUGAACGAGGCAUUCGCCCGGGGGUCUUCUGACUCAACCCAGCCCAAUGGAAAUACUUCAGCGAUUGACGGACACCCUCCGCAACCUCGUGCUCAACCGGCAGAGUCGUGGCCCGAGAAGGCGGUGGUCAAGGUCAACUCUGUGGCCGAAGGCAGCCCAGCAGCUGAGGCGGGACUCAAAACACAAGAUCUCGUCUAUUCUUUUGCCGGUAUCACACAUGCCUCUGAUGCGGCUUUGCAAGCUAUAGCAGCCGUCGUGUCGCGUUCAGAAAAUACUGCCCUCCCACUCCUCAUACUGCGUGGACAAGAGCAGAUCCGACUAUCUCUCACACCGCGCAACGGCUGGGGCGGUCGGGGCUCUCUUGGUUGCCACAUUCUUCCCGUCUGACCGUCAUGAU
Molecule: messenger RNA, 737 nt
Organism: Cryptococcus amylolentus CBS 6039
Lineage: Eukaryota; Fungi; Basidiomycota; Tremellomycetes; Tremellales; Cryptococcaceae
Exons: 6
Coding region: 29-727 (232 amino acids)
Biological process (GO): proteasome regulatory particle assembly
Cellular component (GO): cytoplasm; nucleus
Molecular function (GO): protein binding
Source: RefSeq, a predicted model, not a curated record